This is a messenger RNA of Mugil cephalus (flathead mullet), 3130 nucleotides long. Its product is annotated as phosphoinositide 3-kinase regulatory subunit 5-like. Gene Ontology annotation, biological process: positive regulation of MAP kinase activity; G protein-coupled receptor signaling pathway. The transcript has 18 exons. Gene Ontology annotation, molecular function: 1-phosphatidylinositol-3-kinase regulator activity. Bases 178 to 2799 code for a protein of 873 amino acids. The record is from RefSeq and is a predicted model, not a curated record. Gene Ontology annotation, cellular component: phosphatidylinositol 3-kinase complex, class IB. NCBI's taxonomy places the organism in Eukaryota, Metazoa, Chordata, Actinopteri, Mugiliformes, Mugilidae.
CGCCGAGUUCCUGUUUUUCGCAGCACACGCUCUCUCGGGCGGCUGCAGUCGGAGGGGUCUAUUUUUGAAAAGGCACCGUCAGGAGGAGGAUGUGGUCUCCGUAUUGUUUCCCUCUUCGGCGUGUCUCCGCUGCGGUAGAUCUGGGAUGAUAUAGGACACUGAUUGCAGCAGCUACAGAUGAUGCAGACGAUGGAGAGCAGCUCGUGCACCGAGGAUCGUAUCCAGCACGUCUUGGAGCGCUGCCUCUGUGACCUGGGUGUCGACACUCCUGACAAGCAGCUCUGGAACGCCGGACUGUGCAUAAACCGCUGGUGUUUGGAGGAACUUGUGAAGAGAGAUGCCCACAACUUCCUCAUCCUUCUGCAGAAAAUUCUGAGGAAAACAAAGGAGGUUUUAGAGCAGUGUCAGUAUGAGCUGGUGGUUCCCCUCACGCUCCUGUUCUCGUCAACCCUCCUUAAGGCACCGUACGUGGCUCCGGACAGCGGCGUGCUGCAAGAGGCCUCGCUGCUGUUCCGUGGCUUCCUGACGUGGCCCGAACCUUGCAGCUCUGCCUGUAAACGUCUGCUUGAGAUCAUCCAGCAAGAGCUCCGAGCACCAGGUAUUUUAUUCCAUAGACUGGUGAGAGCAGAGCAAAGUAUGUCCCAUGAGGUCCACGGCACCAAAACCACAAUGGUGCUGUUGGUAAGUCAGGACGAUGAAGUUUCUCCGGAGGUCCAGUCUGUGUUGGAGCAGCUGAGCACCACCCGGGAGUCCAGCAGAGACGUCACAAUCACUCUGAUCCUGCACAGCUUUCAGGCCACGUUGGGCACCAGACUCGACCUGCAGGCCCUCCACGCCGCCCUGCAGAGGAAAGAGAGCGAAGAAUUAGAGCAGCUCCUGGAGGAAGUGAACGACUGCAUGGAGACGGCAGCCUCUGCAGCAGAUCUCAGCGUAGCUAGACAGGAUCUCCUCGACACCAUGGAGAGACUUAGAGAAAGCCUCGCUGUUCCUGCUUCUGCUGAUGAAUGCAAAGACUCUGGUGCGGUCGAGACGUUCGCGCUGCCCUUCCCCAAAUGCCAAACGUGUACUUGGGAAAACGAUAUCUUUGAUAUCCUGAAAGGUGUUCUUGCAGCCGAGUCCGACCUGGAUUCACCUCCAGACUGUUUCCUCAAAUCAGAAAUGGACGAGGAUUAUAACAAUGACACCAGCGUGGACGAGGAAGACGAUUUGGACGGACCCAAAGCGUACGAUGAGUUUCAGAGCCAUCGGAUCUCCACUGCAUCUUCAUCAUCUAGGGACUCCAUGUUUUCCAGCUAUUCUCUGUCUUCCAGCUGGUCUGUGCCGUCGAGCUCGUCGGGCGUGGAAAGCGACUUGGGCGAGGACACCGCCCAAGAGGACGCAGAAGAAGGACAAGACAGUCAACCAAAACCUAGAAAGAAACCCAAAAAAAAGUCCAAAUCCCUCUUGGGCAUUGAGCGCUUCUCCAUGCUUUUCAAGAAUCCCCGCAGUCCUAACAUUUGCCGCCGUGUCCAGAGUGCGGGCUUCCAUGACGAUUUGGGCAAAGACUUUCUAAGAAUUGGGUCACAGCUCAAAUACUCCAGGUCCUUGUCCCGAAAGUAUCGUCCUCUGCAGACGCCCACCUCUCCGCUUUCUCCGCAGAAGCAUGUGUGCGUCCGGAGGAGGCCGAUCUUCAGCUGUGACGAGGAAAGUGUGGCGGAAGCGCCGACCCUGGUCAAAGUGGUGGUGUUUGGAGGCGACAGGGAGGCUGGCAGGCUGGCCAGAGCAUACAGCGACCUGCAUCAGAAAGAAAGCAAAUGCCCCAGACUCACCAAGGUGUGCAAACUGCAGUUUUACUUUGUUCCUACGAAAAGGAGAACUGGAAGUCCAGGAGGAGGGCACACGUCAACUGAAGGGCAGACAGGAAGUUUAACCAAGACCGUUGCUUCUGUGGAGUCAAAUGGCGAACAGAUGGAGAGCAGUACAACCGAAAUAGCCCAGAUGUUGGGAAUGGUGGAUCCAUGGUACGAGCGGAACAUCCUCAGUCUGCUCAGUCUGUCUUCUGACGUCCUUUGUAAGGCUGCUUCUAAGAACGACAGUGUCUCAGAGUGCAGUGGGCACACGCAGCACCUUCCUCUUCUGGCCGACUUGAUGCUUUAUUACUGCCGACAUGCCGACCAGCCUGUUCUGGUGCAGCUCUAUCAAGCUGAGCUGACCCUGGCUGGGGGAGAGAGGAGAAGGGAAGUGUUUAUUCACUCUCUGGAGCUCGGGCACACCGCUGGAGCCAGAGCUGUCAAGGCCAUGGGGGCGGCCAGCAAAAGGUUUGGGAUUGACGAAGAGCGGGAGGCUGUCCCUUUAACACUAAGCGUGGCCUACAACAAGGUGGCUGUGAGUGGAAGAAGUCAGUGGAUAAAGGCAGAAAUCGUCUGCACAUCGAUUAAUGUUUACAAAACGUACAAGAAACAUGAGCAGCCAGAUUCAACAGGGAGUCUGCAGCUGACAAUGACAGAAGUCCUCAAGAGGCAGUCUUCCAAGUCCAAGAAGGCAUACAACCAACAAAUCUCAAUAUCAGAAGUGAAGGUGGACAGGGUGCAGGUGAACGGCGGAGAGGACGGGACAACGUUUGCUGUGUGUCUGGAUCAGGACGAAAAGAAGUUCAUCCAAAGCGUCACCAGGUGUGAGGUGUCUCUGUGCUCUAAACCAGGAAGCAGUUCGGACUGGAGGUCCUACAAGGCGUUACCGGGCCAAGUCCAGCCUCUCCACCCGUCCUACUGCUCUUUGCUCUGCCUUCCCAUCACCUCCUUCUCUGUCUCGUAUCCGUGACACACUUGAUGCUCCACCGGACCGAACUAAAAACAUCUGUGUGAUAUUCACAAAUACGCGGCUCACCACAGGAGAGCCAGGUCUUCAGGCCAGGAUUCAGCCAUCCACCUACACCUAGAGGACAAAGGGCGCUCCUUUGAGGACAACAGCGUCCAAUAGCGUGGGAUGUAAUCCUAUGACCUGACUACUUGAGUACUGAUCCAAUAAUUAUAAUAAAAUAAGCUAUUUAUUUAGAUUUUUAACCACAAAAGCCUAUAUAUGCAUAUAUUCCAGAUUUUAUACGUGUUUUUAAAUGUCACUGAACUGAAUUAAAGCCUCUUUUGUUCUCGGU